AUGAGGUGCUAUUAUGAAUUGUUGGGUGUCCCACAAAAUGUUGAACAAGUUGAUCUCAAGAAGGCUUACUACAAAUUAUCAUUACAAUGGCAUCCAGACAAAAAUACUACAGAGGAUACAACUGUAAUAUUUCAAGAAAUUCAAGAGGCUUACAAAGUUUUAUCUGAUCCUCAAGAACGAGCUUGGUAUGAUAAACAUAGAGCUCAAAUUUUACUUGGUAAUGGUCGUGAUACUCAAAUGGGUGGGACAUCCGAUUAUCAAGAGAGUCGAGUUGAUGUUUUUCAAUAUUUCACAAGAUCUUGUUUUGAAAAAUUCGAUGAUGAUGUCAAGGGCUUUUAUACUGUAUACGCUAAAGUAUUUGCCGAUAUAACUAAAGAAGAAAAAGAGGCAGCUAGUUUUUCUGGUUAUACUAUAUCAUCUAGUGAAAGUAGUAGUGAUGAUGAAAAUAAUCAUGGCCGAGUAUCUGGACGUAUAUCACGAAAUUAUCCAUCUUUUGGUAAUUCAUCAAGUUCAUACAAAAAAGUUGUUGCUCCAUUCUAUUUAUUCUGGGAAAUAUUUGAAACAAAAAAAACAUAUACAUGGGUUGAAAAAUAUGAUACACGACUUGCAGAUUCACGUCAAGAACGUCGUGCGAUGGAAGCAGAAAAUAAUCGAUUAAGACUAGCUGCUAUAAGAAAACGUAAUGAAGAAAUACGUCAAUUAGUAGCUUAUGUGAAAAAACGUGAUAAACGUGUUAUUGCCGAGAAUGAACGUAUUCAACAUGCUAUUAAAGAAGCUCAAGCACGUACUCAGUUAUUAGCUGCAAAAGCUAGACAACGUGAAGCAGCUCUAUUAGACGAAGCAUGGAAUGAUGAAAUCGCUUACGGUGGCAUUGGAUCUCAAUGGUCGGAACAAUUUGAAGCUGAGCUAAAACGUUUGGAAGCGGAACUUGAUGGUAUGAAUGUUGACGAUUCAGUACAGAACUGUUCUACAAUGGAUUAUAAUCGAACAACCAAUCAUCAUCAUCAUCCUAACAAUUCUGUUAAUCACACGAAUGAUGCUUUGAAUCCUGAUGAAACUACUGAACAACUUGAUAAUUUAACAACUACUGAUCAUGAAGAAGAAAUCGAUGAACAGUUGUACUGUGUUGCAUGUGAUAAAUUAUUCUCUUCCAUAAAAGCUAAAUUAAAUCAUGAAUUAUCUAAAAAGCAUAAAAAACAAUUAGAAUUUCUACGAAAAAUAAUUACUGAUCAAGAUGAUGCACAUUUCAAUUCUAUAUUACUUAAUGAAGAAUCCGUGAAUACUACUGAAAAUAAUUCUUCAGUAGUAGGAGUAGAAAAUCAACAAUUGAAUAAUAAUAAUAAAUUAACAAAACGUGCGAAAAAAGCUGAACGUAAACGAAAAAAAGAAGCUGAAUUACAACAACAAUCAUCAAAUAGUAAUAUUAAUAAUAAUAAUAAUACUAUAAAUGAACAAGAAAAUGCUACAAAUGAUUUAAACACACAAAUGAACAAUGAUCAUGUUGAUAUGGUCAAUAAUGAUAUCAAUGGUAGUAGUGGUAGUAGUGUAGUGAAGGAGAACACAGAUCCUACAAUAUCAUUAUCGACAUUAAACAAUGUAAAUACACCUACUAUAACUGAUCAUGACAAAAAAUCAUCAUCAUCAACACAGCCUAAUCAACAAUCAGUAAACAGAGUAAUAAAACAAGUUGACAAAAUUCAAUCAAAUCCAAUUAUCUGUGAUACAUGUUCAAAAGAAUUCGAAUCAAGAAAUGCACUUUUCGCUCAUUUAAAAGAAUCAGGACAUGCAAAAUUGAAAUUAAAAAGUCAGUUGGAUGAUAAUGUAAAAAAGUCUAAAGAAAGAAAAAAGUCAAAACGUUAAUUCUUUGUAGAAUGA
This is a messenger RNA of Schistosoma turkestanicum, 1875 nucleotides long. Lineage: Eukaryota; Metazoa; Platyhelminthes; Trematoda; Strigeidida; Schistosomatidae. The record is from the annotation of a GenBank genome assembly.